CGCGUGGAUCUGUAUGUGUACAGCGGAGCCCAAGGCGGGGGCUUGGGGUAGUUGUUGUUGGGGGUCGAGGGGGGGGUUGGGCGCAGAGCGUUCCCUCGUCACGUGGUGCAAGGCGGGCAGCCAUCUUGCUACAAACACAAACACUGAGGAGCGGCUGCAGCGGGAGCGCCAGCGUGCGCCACCCCCCCCCCCUCGCCUCCCUCCCCCUCCCCCUUCGCGGGCUAGUCUGCCGCGCGCCCUAGCCUCGCGCCACCAACGCCCCGGAACUGGAGCCCGAGCCUGGCGCAGUCUGCCCGGGAUCGCCCGCCCGCCCACCAGCGGAACUUUCCCAGAUGUUAAGGGCCCCUGGUCACCAUUAUACUAAGGACCAUAUCUGAUAACUGGUGACUCCUGGCUCAACCUCUUUACCAUCCUCUGCCUGAAGAGAGCCAUCUCCUCUAUUCCCUGUCUCCAGGUACCUGGGGGACAAUUUGCCAGGUAAUCCUCCUACAUUGGUUUAUCUCUGGCCAUCUUAUGUUGUGAAUGGCCCUGCACAACUUUUUAUAAUCAGGUAUUCUAAAGUAGCCUCUACUUUUAUCCCUAGACCCAGAUGCCUUUGAUUGAUCCCUUUCUCUGACUUCUGGUUCCCCAGUGCUCCAUCUUUCUUCCCUGUUUCCAUUUAAGUGUUUGGAUAUCAAGUGUUAAGCCUCUACCUUCCUGUCAUACUCUCCCCAUCUCCUCCCAACUUCCAGCCUUGAGGAAACUUAAGCAGCUUCACAAUGGCAGCAGAAACUCUCAACUUUGGUCCAGAGUGGCUACGGGCACUGUCAAGUGGGAGUAGUGUGAUCUCCCCACCUCCUUCCCCUGCCAUGCCUAAAUAUAAGCUGGCUGAGCAUCGUUAUGGUCGUGAGGAGAUGCUGGCACUCUAUGUCAAGGAAAAUAAGGUCCCAGAUGAAUUGCAGGACAAAGAAUUUGCUGCAGUGUUACAGGAGGAACCACUGCAGCCAUUGGCACUGGAACCUCUGACAGAAGAGGAGCAGAGAAACUUCUCCCUGUCAGUGAAUAGUGUGGCUGUGCUGAGGCUGAUGGGGAAGGGGGCUGGCCCCCCUCCAGGUGGUAUCUCUCGUGGCAGAGGCAGCACUCGGAGCAGAGCCCCUCUUUUUCCAGGCCGGGGCAGAGGUGAUAGUGGCUUUUACCAAAGAAGCAUUGAAGAAGGAGAUGGAGCUUUUGGAAGAAGUCCUCGGGAGAUCCAGCGCAGCCAAAGCUGGGAUGAUAGAGGCGAGAGGCGAUUUGAGAAGUCAACAAGGAGAGAUGGAGUACGUUCUGGGUUUGAGGAGGGAGGAUCAGGACCCCGGAAGGAACAUGCCCGUUCAGACAGUGAGAAUUGGCGUUCUUUACGGGAGGACCAAGAAGAGGAAGAUGAGGGCAGCUGGCGACUUGGGGCAGGUCCCCGUCGAGAUGGGGAUCGAUGGCGUUCCACCAGUCCUGAUGGUGGACCCCGAUCUGCUGGCUGGCGGGAGCAUGGGGAGAGGAGAAGAAAAUUUGAAUUUGAGUUGCGAGGGGAGCGGGCUGGGGGUGUUGAGGAAGAGGGGCGGGGUGGGGGAGGCUCCCAUCCCCGGAAAUCUCGGGGUCCUGAUGGCUUUGAUGAUGACAAGGAUGGACUCCCUGAAUGGUGUCUGGAGGAUGAAGAUGAGGAAAUGGGCACCUUUGACUCAUCUGGGGCCUUCUUGCCCCUUAAGAAGGGUCCCAAGGAGCCAAUCCCUGAGGAACAAGAGCUAGACUUCCAGGGUCUAGAAGAAGAGGAGGAGGAGAAGCUGGAUGGACAGAGUGGAGAGGGAACUGAAUCAGGCAUGGAGCCACCCAUCCAGGAGGAAAAAAUGCAUCCUUCAUCUCCCCUGCCCACUCUGGAUUCUCUCUGGAGACCUGAUGGGGAAGGGGAUGAGGCUACUGAGAAAGAUCUUCCAGUGGUUGAAGGGGAUGAAACUAGAGUGAACCCAGAAGCUGGCUUACCACCUGAUUCUCCUGGAGACACAGAAGAUGAUGAGGGCAUGAAGCAUCUGCAGCAGGAAGCAGAAAAACUGGUAGCAUCACUACAGGAUAGUUCCCUAGAGGAGGAACAGUUCACAGCUGCCAUGCAGGGUCAAGGACUUCGACACUCAGCUGCUGCUGCUGCUGCUCUUCCACUUAGUCAUGGGGCUGCCCGAAAGUGGUUUUACAAGGACCCACAGGGAGAAAUCCAAGGCCCCUUCACAACACAGGAGAUGGCAGAAUGGUUCCAAGCUGGCUAUUUCUCCAUGGCAUUGCUGGUGAAACGGGGCUGUGAUGAAGGUUUCCAACCACUGGGUGAAGUUAUCAAGAUGUGGGGGCGUGUGCCCUUUGCCCCAGGACCCUCACCCCCCCCACUGCUGGGAAACAUGGAUCAAGAGCGGCUGAAGAAGCAACAGGAGUUAGCAACAGCUGCACUGUACCAGCAACUGCAGCACCAGCAGUUCCUUCAGCUAAUCAACAGCCGCCAGUUCCCACAGUGUGCACUCCAGCAAAAGGCAGCUAUGGGAGACCUGACACCUCAGCAGCAGCAACAGCUCACUGUGUUUCUGCAGCAGCUACAGGCUCUCAAACCCAGAGGUGGGGACCAGAACCUCCUUCCAACGAUAAACCGUUCCUUGUCGGUGCCAGACUCAGGCACCCUCUGGGAUUUGCAUACCUCAGCUUCAUCACAGUCAGGUGGUGAGGCCAGUCUGUGGGACAUACCAAUUAAUUCUUCGACUCAGGGUCCAAUUCUAGAACAACUCCAGCUGCAACAUAAACUCCAGGAGCGGAGAGAUGUGGAACUCAGGGUAAAACGAGAGGAGGAGGAACGGAAACGCCGGGAAGAAAAGCGGAGGCAGCAGCAGGAAGAACAGAAACGGAGACAGGAGGAGGAGGAGCUGUAUCGGCGCAAGCAAGUUAGACAGCAAGAACUGCUCCUGAAGCUGCUGCAGCAGCAGCAGGCAGUGCCUCCAUCACCAGGCUCCCCUCCUCCACUCUGGGCAAAGCAAGGCCUCUCCAUGAAAACUCUGUUGGAGCUACAGCUGGAGGGUGAUCGGCAGUUGCACAAACAGCAACAUCGGGAGCCUCCUCGAGCGCAAGCCCCAGCCCAGCGGGCGCAUGGGGGCCUGGGCAGCGCUCCUCUAUCCCAGUGGGUGGCAGAGACAGGACCCCUAUGGGGUGGGCUAGAGAAGAGCGGGGGCAGUGGAAGUCUUGGGCUCUGGGAGGAAACACUCAAGGGCAGCAGCAACCUGGCCAGGAGUCUGGGCCUCAAGAACAGCCGAAGCAGUCCUUUGCUCAGCGAUUCCUAUGGCCACCCUUCUGGCCGACCUGGUCGAAAGAAGACAGAUGAGGAAGAGAAAUUGCUGAAGCUGUUGCAGGGCAUUCCUAAGCCCCAGGAUGGCUUUACCCAGUGGUGUGAACAGAUGCUUCAUACAUUGAGCACCACUGGGAGCUUAGAUGUGCCCAUGGCUGUGGCGAUCCUGAAAGAGGUGGAAUCCCCCUAUGAUGUCCAUGAUUACAUCCGGUCCUGUCUAGGGGACACGUUGGAAGCCAAAGAAUUUGCCAAACAAUUUUUAGAGCGGAGGGCCAAGAAUAAGGCUAGUCAGCAACGGCAGCAGCAGCAGGAGGCAUGGCUUAAUAAUACAAGUUCCUUACAAGCUGCUUUCCAAACCAAUCACAACACCAAGCUGGGUCCGGGAGAGGGCAGCAAGGCUAAGAGGAGAGCAUUGAUGCUGCAUGCAGAUCCCAGCAUCCUGGGCUACUCCCUGCAUGGAUCCCCCAGUGAGAUCGAGAGUGUAGAGGACUACUGAACAGCCAGCCCCUCAGCCCCACCUGAGGAAGGGGGAAGGAGGUGGCUUGGACACCUGGGACCCUGAGCCUGGCCAGGUUCCCCUUGGAUAGGGGGAAAGCAGAAGCUGGAGGAAGAAGAGGCAGAGUCCGCAGCACUUGUUACAAACCACAUGAUGCACCUUAACUCACCCACCACGAGGCACUUUAUAGAUUUGGGGGAGUGGGGGUUGGGGGGAGGGAAUUUUUUAAAAAAUUAAAACCUGAAGAAAAUGUUUAAAAAAAAAAAAAAAACUAGAUUUCCCCUCCCAUCCCAGUACCUUUUCUCCCCUUUGGGAGUUAAUGGGUUUGGGAUCUGAUUGGGGUGGUAAGAGUCCCUUUUUAAGAAAUGAGAGGGGAGGAGGGUGGGUUCUGAUUUAAAAAAACUAAACACUGUUAUUUGGGGGUGAUAAGGGAACUGAGGCCCGGGGACCUGCCUAGUCCAUGUUCCUCCUCCCCUAGGCUGCACUUAGCCUUUGCCACCCCAUACACCAGCUCUGUGUAACUGGAAGCUUGGACAAGAACAGUUUGCACUGUAGGGUCUCCUUUGACUGUUGGACCCGCUGUGAACUGCUUGGGGUGAUUCCUGUGAUUGUUGAUGUUUCUGGGGGGUAGGGGCUGAGAAAGCCAUUCCUGCUCUGCUGCUUUAGGGGUAAGUUGCACAAAUCUGAUGGGCCUGGGAAUGGGGCCUUGUGUCAGUGUUAGCUCUGUUAAGGGAGCUAGAAGCAGUGACUCCUGAGUUGAGGGGUUCUUCCAUCUCUGCCAUUUGGAGGGGGCGGAUAUCGUUAGUGUUGGGUAACCCAAUUCCCCAGUCCCCCAUUUGAAUGUAUUUUUUGGGACAUGGCACCUAUGCCCUUCCAUUUUUUCCGCAGAAGGAAUAGGGAAUGGACAACCCCUUCCAGCAGCUGCCCUUCUUUUGAGAUAGAAGAGUAGGAACACAGAGAAAGGCAGCUUGGAGAUGGGUUUUUUGCGGGGUGGGGUAAGGGUGGGGUUAAGAGGUGUGCUUAAAUUUGACCAAAUUGGAGAGGAACAAAUGGUUUCUCUCUACUCCGUCCCUUUUUACAAAUACUGUGAUGGGGAAGGGGGGAAUUAUAUCAAGACAUGUUUCUCUUGUGUAAAGGGUAGGAUGGGAUUUGUUUUUAUCAUCUAAUAGUUAACCAUCUGGGUUUCUUAAAUUGUCUCCCCAACAUCCACACUGCUCUCAACCCACCAGAGUGCACAGUAUUAGGCUAGGGUUCUGCCUCUACCUCCCCCUCAUGAAUGUACUUGUUCCCCUACCCUGGGGGAGGAGAGGAGGAGGUAGAGCAACAUUAUCCCCUUGGAUCCCAUAUUUUUUUUAAUUUUUAUUUUUGCACCAAAGUGGCAACUGGUUUGGAGUUGGUCAUGGCCUUGGGUGGGGGAGCUCCUGUACUUGCUUCCCCUUGGCUUCUUCAACAGUGUUAAAUGUCUGUGUAAUACUCUCUCAAGCAAUAAUGGGGGGAUGGUGUUUUUUUUUUCGUUGUUGUUGCUGCUGGCCUCCCUGACUCCCCCUUCCCUUCACUCCCUGCCCUCCUUUGCCAGUAUUCAGUGGCAUUAAGAGGUGGGGGGAGGGCUACUAUUGUGACUGAAUGUAACCAACCAUCCUCCUGCCACAGCCAGUGUGUGUAGGAAGGCUGAUUAUCCCCUUCCUCAUGUCUUCCCCUUCCCUCCCCCCAGCUGUAGAGACUUUUGAACUUAGGGGACUCUUGAGCCUGGAGUGGCCUUAACCCUGUGAGGAAGCUGGAAGGAGGGAACCCCCCCCACCCUCACCCCCUUUCUGAGAGUGGUCAAUGUUUACAAAUCUCUGAGCCCCUCAGCCCAGGGACUCUUAUGUACCCUGUUUCCAUUCUAUUUUUCCCCCACCUCCCACAAACCGGUCUUCCUGGGUCCUGGCUGCUCCCUCUUUCCUGGGGCAGAGAGGCAAGGAAGGGGCCAGUCUGUUUGGUCUGCCUUUUUGUCCAUACCCAAAUUCUAUGUGAUCCUCACCUCCCCCAUGUAAAUACCUAUCCCCUCCCCCCCAAUAAAACUUAGUGUGUGUUCUCCCUUAA
Messenger RNA from Antechinus flavipes (yellow-footed antechinus), 5900 nucleotides. RefSeq names its product GRB10 interacting GYF protein 1 (gene GIGYF1). Gene Ontology annotation, biological process: insulin-like growth factor receptor signaling pathway. Gene Ontology annotation, molecular function: protein binding. Lineage: Eukaryota; Metazoa; Chordata; Mammalia; Dasyuromorphia; Dasyuridae. The transcript is spliced from 26 exons. The record is from RefSeq and is a predicted model, not a curated record. The coding region runs from base 759 to 3818 and encodes 1019 amino acids.